Molecule: messenger RNA, 702 nt
Organism: Scheffersomyces stipitis CBS 6054
Lineage: Eukaryota; Fungi; Ascomycota; Pichiomycetes; Serinales; Debaryomycetaceae
Gene: PRE6
Product: proteasome core particle subunit alpha 4
Exons: 1
Cellular component (GO): proteasome core complex; proteasome core complex, alpha-subunit complex; nucleus
Source: RefSeq, a predicted model, not a curated record
ACUAUAGAGGUUGAAUACGCUUCUGAAGCCGUCAAAAGAGGUACCUGUGCUGUAGGUGUCAAAGGCAAGGAGUCUGUAGUCUUGGGCUGCGAAAAGAGAACCACAUUGAAGUUGCAAGAUCCUCGUAUCACUCCUUCUAAGAUCUGUAAGAUCGACAACCACGCAUUGUUAGCAUUUGCCGGAUUGAAUGCCGAUGCCCGUAUCUUGGUGGAUAAGGCUAGAGUCGAGGCACAGUCACAUAGAUUAACCCUAGAAGACGCUGUUUCCAUAGAAUAUUUGACCAAGUACGUUGCUGGGGUGCAGCAGAAAUAUACUCAGUCGGGAGGUGUAAGACCGUUUGGGAUUGCCACCAUCAUUGCUGGAUUCGACAGUAACGACACUGUGCCCAAGUUAUAUCAAACAGAACCUUCGGGAGUGUACAAUGCCUGGAAGGCUCAUGCCAUUGGUAGAUCUUCCAAGACUGUUAGAGAAUUUUUGGAGAAACAUUAUGAAGAAGACUUGUCUGACGAACAGACCGUUAAGUUGACUAUCAAGUCGUUGUUGGAAGUUGUUCAGACCGGAGCCAAGAAUAUCGAGGUGUCGGUGUUGAAGACAGGUAAUGUGAUCAAGACCUUGACUGUAGACGAAAUAAAGACGUAUGUCGACGAAAUCGAAGCUGAAAAGGCUGCUGAAGCCGAAAAGAAGAAGAAGCCCAGAGAUUAG